GUCACGACAAGAGACUCCGCCUCUCUUCCUGACCAUGGUACCUCAGCUCGACGAGUACGUCGAGUACAUCGAAGAUGUCGUCGUCUCGUCUGUGCACGCUGUGACCCCCGACUUGCCCAUCGUGAGGGAGGCUUUCGGUCGCCUCUGGGCUGAUGUCAAUCGAUUGUGGCCGACAGCGGUGUCCGAGAUGAAGAAGAUCCCUGGGCUGAGCGACUUUGAGAUUGAGAUGCCUCCGCCGCCGCCGCCGCCUCCACCGAAGACUUGGAUACAGAACGCGGCGGAUUGGUCGCGAGAUCAUCCGUACAAGGCAGCGACCAUCGGCCUGGGAGUCGUUGGCGUCGGUCUACUCGCGGGGUAUAGUGUCGUCUCCUUGCAGAGAACGGCCCGGAUGACCAGGUUAUGGGUAUCGUCUAACGGGGAGAGAAGGCUGGUUGUGGUCGUUCUCGGAGGGGAUACACCGCUAGGACUGCCCCUCAUCCUGGAAUUGGAACGUCAAGGUUAUAUUGUGAUCGCCAGCGUGAGCACGCCCGAGGCUGCGGACGCCCUCGAACGCAAAUGUCAUGGCUAUGUCCGAGCUUUGGUGCUAGACCCUAGCGAGCCCGCGACGAUACAUUUCUUUUCCAGGUCUCUCACCUCGGCACUUUCCAGGCGUUUCCCAUUGUCUGCGUCGGGGGAUCCUCACGUAUCACCCUCAGCUCAGCCCCACUUGCACUCCAUCAUAUCGCUCUUGACCCUCCCCUCUCAGAGCCCAACGCCUUCGACCUCGACUUUCGAGAAUCUCCCGAUCGACAGCGCCUACCACUCUUACCUCACCGCCACGCACAUCACCCCAUUGCAAGCGAUUCAGGCAUUACUGCCUCUUUUGCGCUCAACUUCCGCUCGGGACAGGGCUCGCGAACGCGAUUACUAUGGGCUGGCAGGAUCAAAGUCCAUCAUCUUCUGCGUUCCUGCGACCGAUGCCCGUAUCGGCCUGCCCUUUGCCGCGGCCAAGGCUAUGAGCGCGGCCGCAACCCUUCGCGGCGCUGAAGUGCUUCGGAGGGAGUUGAGAGCGUCCUCAGUGGCAGGAUCGCUACCCGCAAGCACGGAUACGCGUGUCGUCGUCGUCGAUAUCGGCGCCAUCGACGUUCCCAGUCCCAGGAUGCCCGAGGUUACCGAGCGUUCGUUGGUUUUGUCGGACAACGCCUCGAUGCCGCGGCCCAAGGAUCGUCGCAGGACCUCUCGUAAACCCACAGACGCUCGGAAAUAUGCUCGGACCGUGGUUGACAUCGUAAAUGGGGGCCGACCGCGGGACCCUGGUUACAUGGGAUGGAGAAUCGUCUCUGGGAGCCUCCUCAACUGGAUCCGCGGGAACCGUGUUGUGGUUGGUGCGGGAGCCGGAACAUAUGCGCUUGCAUCGUAUCUACCCAUCUCCGUCUUGGAUCUGAUCCUCAAUAUCCCUCACUUGCUUAUUGGCCUCAGGAAUGCCUUACUUCCGGUUCCGCCACGUGUAGCGAUACCUUCCGCCCCACCGUCUGCCCCCGUCGCUCCUCGAGAAACUCCAGUCACAUCUUCUGCGAAGCCGACGCAAGACAACACCGAUUCGCAUGGUAGUGGUCCGCAAGCGCCGUCAAACCACGACCACGACCACGAGCAAGAAUCGUUGUCAGGCUCGGAAGCAGACGUCGAGAGCAACACGGAGCAAGAGCCUGUUAUGACCGAAAGCUGGGUUAGCCUCGGCGGCAACGCGAGCGAGCUCUCCGUCGAGCCGUAAACACCAGAUACCGCAUAUCCAGGGUAACGUGAAUUGCUGCGACACGAUUGUCCAUUUGUAAUUGUAAGCUUGUAUGUACUUAUCCUCACCCCACUCUGCCGACCCUGCUCCACUCACUGCAAUAUGAUUCUGUCCAAUAUUUCCCAUUUCUCUACCGGUGGACUCGUGUCAACAAUCCACACCUCUCGAGCCAUGAAUCCUUUUUGUUCGUGGGCACCUGCACAUUGCAGCGCGACGCAGUUCUCCAAUUGUUUCACGACACGUUGAUCCAGCAGUGCAUUCAGCAGCCUCUCUCGUUCAUCGACUUCCUCGUCGUCAAUGUAUGCGAACGACAUGUGAGGGUAUGAUGGUGGGGGUCCCUCGAGCUGAAUCCCUACGUCGGCCGCAUUUAUCGAUAGUCUUAUCUGUUCUUCUAGAGUACGCAGCUCCGUGUCGAGGUGAACAGAGAUGAACACGGAACGCGUGAACGUCGGUCCUCGUUCCAGGGACCUGAACCGCACCGGAAAACUUGAUCGAGACGGUACAGACGCACAGAGCGCAUCGAGCUUUUCUCUGGCGUCCGGUUUGGCAGGAACGCUGCACAGGGUAAUAUGCGGUUCGAACUUGGGAUAUGAUGAGGGCGCGGUGCUUUCGUUUGAGCGGACUGGCAUCGCGCUACUGAUCAAAGAGCGUUCAUUUUGACCUGGGACCAGCCAUAUAGAGAGACCUGUUAGGGACCAUCGCGUGUGAUUUUCGAUGGCAGCAAGACA
Punctularia strigosozonata HHB-11173 SS5 is the source of this 2499-nucleotide messenger RNA. RefSeq lists its product as uncharacterized. The record is from RefSeq and is a predicted model, not a curated record. The coding region runs from base 35 to 1750 and encodes 571 amino acids. The transcript has 4 exons. NCBI's taxonomy places the organism in Eukaryota, Fungi, Basidiomycota, Agaricomycetes, Corticiales, Punctulariaceae.